CGCAGUCACUUCCUGCCCCCGCGCCCAUCCGGCUCCGGGGUCAGCGGCCGCCGCUGUGGCGGGACGGGGGAGGAUAAAGUUUUAUUCGGGGAACGAGCCGCUGGAUGUAGGAGAGUCGGUGGUGCGCGCGGAAAAUGCCUCUGAGGGACAAGUGCUGCCAGACUGACCACCACCACCAUGGAUGCUGCGAGCCAGUGCAUCUGCUGGAACCUGGUGAUCCUCCAUUGUUACAGCAGCCUCUGCAGACAUCAAAAUCUGGUAUUCAACAAAUCAUUGAGUGUUUUCGAUCAGGAACUAAGCAACUUAAACAUAUCUUGUUAAAAGAUGUGGAUACCAUUUUUGAAUGUAAAUUGUGCCGAAGUCUCUUCAGAGGAUUACCAAAUUUAAUUACUCAUAAAAAGUUUUAUUGUCCUCCAAGUCUCCAGAUGGAUGAUAACCUCCCAGAUAUAAGUGAUAAACAGAGUCAAGCCAUAAAUGACCUCCUGGAAGCAAUCUAUCCAAGGGUAGAUAAGCAAGAAUAUGUAAUUAAAUUGAAACCUAUAGAAAGUAAUCAGAAUGCUGUAUUUCAAUAUGUAUCAAGGACUGAUAGCCCAGAUGAGAACACAGAAAGUAGUAGUACUCCUGAUCAAGCUCCAAUACAGAUACAGGAACCCAAUACCGAGCAGUCCAAGACUGUCUCAGCCUCAGCCCCAGUCCCAGCUGGGGAGACUGUAGAAUUACCUCCUGCUGAUCCUGCUACAAACAAGGUGGUACCUACUCCUGAAGAAGAGCCUCCAGCAGUAAAUCCUGAGUCGGACUCUAUGGAUAAUUUUGAUUUGGGCCACCAGUUAAUAUGUUGUCUUUGUAGGAAAGAAUUUCAUUCCAGACGCAGUGUUCGCCGGCACAUUCGAAAAGUUCACAAAGAAAAGAUGGAAGAGCUAAAGAAGUACAUAGAAACAAAAAAGAAACCAAAUCAGUGCUCCAUGAAAGGACGAAAUAAGAAUGUUCUUGUAGCAUUAGGUAGAAGUUGUCCUGUAUGUUAUAAAUCAUUUGCUACAAAAGCCAACGUAAGGAGGCAUUUUGAUGAAGUUCAUAGAGGAUUAAGAAGGGAUUCCAUUACUCCUGAUAUAGCUACAAAGCCUGGGCAACCUUUGUUCUUGGAUACAGUUUCUGCUAAAAAAUCUUUUAAGACACGAAAACAAAAGUCGUCUUCAAAGGCUGAAUACAAUUUAACUGCAUGCAAAUGCCUUCUGUGCAAGAGAAAAUAUAGUUCACAAAUAAUGCUGAAAAGGCACAUGCAAAUCGUUCACAAGAUAACUCUUUCUGGAAAGAACUCUAAAAGAGAAAAAGGACCCAACAAUACUGCCAACGGCACAGAAAUAACAGUAAAAGUUGAACCAGCAGAUUCUGUAGAACCUCCACCCCCUUCCAUUGCCCUUUCUCUGCAGAAUGAGUUAAAGGGAACAAAUAAUUCAAAUGAGAAAAAGAGCACACCGUCAGCACAGAAAAAUAAACUUAAACAGGACGCUGAAAACCCUAAAUCAACCUCUAAAUCAACCACUAAAUCAACCUCUAAAUCGACCACUAAAUCAACCUCUAAAUCAGCCUCUAAAUCAACCAAUGCAUCUGCUGCAGGUGGCCAGCAAAAAAACAGGAAGCCAAAACUUUCAGCUGGCUUUGACUUCAAGCAGCUUUACUGUAAACUCUGUAAACGCCAAUUUACUUCUAAACAGAACUUGACAAAACACAUUGAAUUACACACAGAUGGAAAUAACAUUUAUGUUAAAUACUACAGGUGUCCGCUCUGCUCUUAUGAAACACGUCGCAAACGUGAUGUGAUAAGGCAUAUAACUGUUGUUCAUAAAAAGUCACCACGCUACCUUGGGAAAAUAACUGCAAGUUUGGAAAUUAGAGCAAUAAAAAAGCCAAUUGAUCUUGUUCUAAACAAGGUGACAAAAAGAGGCCCUCAGAGGGAUGAAACAAAACAGAUUGUUUCAAAACAGGAUGUCACCUCUAAUUCUCCCAAUAAAAAGUAUGAAGGAGCUGAUGUUGGCAUUGAAGUAAAAGUAACAAAAAAUUUCUCUUUGCAUCGAUGCAAUAAAUGUGGGAAAGCAUUUGCCAGAAAAGCUUUUCUAGAACAUCAUAAGAAAACCCACAAAGCAAAUGUAUCUCAUUCACCUGAAGAAAAUAAAACCAAAGGCAGAAGUACAAGAUCUAAAGCUGUUGUCUGUUUGUAUUUCAGAAUGACCAACUGAUGCCUGAAGGUUGGGGGAUUUUACAAAAAAUUAUAAUGAAGAGAGACAGUAGUGAUACCUGUAAGAGUCUUUAAUGUCAGAAUUACCUUUCUAGCGUAUUUGGUGAAAAGAAAAUCAAGCAUAUGUGCCUUGUUCUGUAUUUCAACUCGGAAAUACUAUUUCCCAGGACAUAAUUUGAUUUGAGUUCAACUUUUGUAGUGAAUUGUCACCCAGCUAUGUUAGAUCGUAAUCUGGUGCUUUUGGGACUUUGUAAAAAAUCCUGGCUAAGUGUGACAGAACUUCAGAAAUUAACUGAGCUGGACCAUGAAUUAUGCUGAAUUUAAGAGGAGGAGAGACUUCUGCAUUUCGAUAAAGAAUUAAAAAUUUAGUCUUGUAAAUUAUUUAUGCUGCGUAGUUUAAAACAGAAAUAGAUGGGUAAACUCAAAGUACUAAUUUAUUCCCAUUUCUCCUCAGAUAGGCUCAAGUGAUUAUCAGAAAGUUUGGAGUUCAUUUAAGUGAAAAAAACUUUUGUUUGUUGUUGGAACUGCUAAUAUCUCGAUAAUGGUAAUAUGAAAAGGAAAUGUUAUCAUAAGCUGUUGUUUUCUUCCUAAUUUAAUAGCCACUCUUACUGCUUGUAGGACAGUGGCUCUUCGCAAAACACUGACAUAGCUGAAAUGCACACAUGCUUCUAAAUUAGUAGUUAUCUCUAUGCAGCUGAGGUUCAACAGAGUAUAGAUUGCUUUCUGAAAUUAAGAAAGUGCAGAGGCAAGUUAGUUAACAACAGCUUUGGAAGAAGAUUUUUGUUCUUCAUUUAGGAAAUGAUCUUCAGAGAGCUCAUUGUGCAAACUGGCCCUCCCUGGUAGUGCUGACUGAUGAAGAGCUCUGACUUUUUUCUGAAGUCUUACUUUGGCAAAUGUUGCGUUAUAUACUGUUUAAAAUUUAUUACAAAUGAAUGUAUAAGAGCAAACAAUGUAGUGUGUAUUGGCUGAAUUGUACUAAUUUUUAGUAUUUGCCAUAACAUCAGUUUGUUCAUAUUGACUGAUUUCCCAGUUAUGGGAUGUUCUGAAUUUCACUGUACUGAAGUUGCUUCAAAAGUCUCAAUUUUGUUUCCAUAUGUGAUGCAUAGGACAACUUUGUAAACAUCUAGGAAGUUUACAAGAGUAUCCACAUUCCUCUAUUCUUUAAUUUUUUUUUUUUUUAAAUAUACAAAAGCACUUUAAUGAUAGUUACAGUUUAUUUUUUCAGUUUAUUUUUUGAAAGAUCAACACACUAAUGUUAAUAUGAAGGUAGUGAAUAUUUACUUAUGUAUUAUAGACAGACAAUCUGUGCACAACCACUUAUAAUGUUAGCUUAUUCCAUUAAAUGAAAAGGGAGGAUAGUAUGGGAGAAACUCAAAAUAUUUUUUCUCUCAAGAUUGUGAAUGACCACUAUAGCUAGCAUUUGACUUUGUAUAGUUUGAAAAAUGUUUUAGAUCCCCUUUUAUAACUUUUUAAUUAAGAUUGUAGUAAAACAGGCGCAUGCCAACCAUUAUGAUAUUCUUGGCAGGUUUCAUGCAUCAGUGCUUUGGGUUUUGUUUUUGUUUUUUGUUACUUUUUAGAAAAUAUUUUGUUUAGUGAUUUGUGUCAAAUUGCUACAAUUUGAAAGGUAUUGUACAUCAGAAGAAAUACCAUGUUUUUUUAUAUAGGUUCACUCCCUUUCUUAGGGAGGUGCCUCAUGUUCAUAUAUACGUUUUGUAUAAAAUAUAUCUAAAAAUGUUGAUCACAAGAUCAGGAGUAAAAAUGCUUUUAUGGAUAGAGAAAUAUUUGGCCCUGCUAGUGCAUUGCACUAAAAAUACUGUGAAUGGGAACUGGACUGUAGCUGUUGCUCAACUUGUUCUAUAUUGAAUGUACAUGCUUUUGUUUGGAUAAAUGUACUGUAUUUGAUGUAAAAUAAAGCAGACUGGAAAUCACUUUCAAGUGUGCAUAAACAAAAAGUUGUGUUUGUAACGUGGAAUAUCUGUCAUUCCACAACUGGGAAUUACAACGUUUGCAUUUUUGUAAAAUUUGACAAUUACGAAAAUAAUAGUUUGUAAUAUUCUGUUUUAACAAAUGUGGGGUUUUGUUAUUAAAAAUGUUGGUAGCUGGGGAGUGAACACUUCUCCACUCUGAAGGUUACGGCUUACUAUAUUUUUAGAACAGCACUGCUGAUACUGUCUUUUUGUUCCAUGUAAAAAUGUAUCUUCCUUUACUGAGCAAAGCUUGGUUUUAUUAUCCUUUUAGAGCAAAAGUGAAUGCUGAUGUUGAAGGAGAUAGGCUAUGUGUUUUCUGAAUAAGAAAAUAGGGUUACCUAGUUCUGCAUUGCAAGUAAUGUUGAUUACCGUCCAAUGUUACUUCUUGUUACAGUUGGAAUAUAAGAAAAGAACUGCUAUUAUCGUUGUUAAUUCCUUUUGUAAAGGAAGACAUCAAUAUAUCUAUGUAAGUGCAUUUUAACUAAUGUUCCUGAAUGCCUGCAGAUUAAGAUUAGGAAAUUGAAAUGCAGUGACAGAGUAACUGUCCAUUUCUCAGCUAAUCCUUGUCCUCUGUGUUUGGGUUAACUGUGCAGUCUGCAUCUUGAAAUACAUGAAAGGAAAGUUACUCCUAUUUCAAAGGUAAGCUUUCUGCUAAAGGUUCGCCAGUUUUGCAUCUAUGUAGAUAAACAGAGCUACAAAACUGUUUUGUUCUACUUAGAGUUUUGGAUAGUGUAUUUCUUCUUGAAGAUGUGGCUUAAUAGUUAGCAAUUGCCACAACUAUUUAAGUCUUCCCAUGAGGUUAAACCUACUCUGCAGCUCUUUUGAAGCACAUCUCAUUUUCUUUCUGAUUUGUGGAAUAGUUGUUUUCUCUUUUUCCCAUAAAGAAAAGAGAAAAUCAAUCAAUAAACUAUAUUGAUUGUGAUGCACUUGUUCAACUCAGUGAUUCUUUUAUCUUUCCAUGUAACCAUCUUGAAUGUGAAGAAGCAUAAAGUUGAGGGGAGAAGGAUUGCUAAUUGGUCUUAAUUCACAUAAUACAUAUUUUUCAGCAAGCCCUGAGAAAUUUUGAUAAAGGUUUGAAUAUAGUUAAGAUCCACGUGGGCACUUACCUGCAAGGUUAUGCAUCAGUAUGUCUGGGUAUGAGUUUUUAAUUAAGAUGCAGUCUUGCAUUGUUGAUAAGUCACAUUGAUUUGCCUUCUUUUGCUUGGACUACCCCAAAACAAAUGUAAAUUCUUUAGUGGGACUUCAGAAUUUAGGUUGAAUCUUAUUAAAGAGGUUUUUACUCAGAACGGAUGUGAGAUACUUUAUGGAAAACUCUGAGGAUGAUCUAUAUGUUCUGUAUGGAAGCCUGUCUUGUAAUGCAAAGAAUGAAUUUUUUUUAAAAGUGAUAGUUAUCUUCUAAAGUGAGGGCUUUGAGGGGCUAGCUUUGAUGUCAAAUUGAUGUGAAAUCUUGCAUAAACAAUGAAACUCGCUGUUGCUGGAGGCAUGAAACUUGCUGAAAUUCCUAGUCUAAUGAAGCGCUUGUUUCUGUCGCAAAACCACCUUCUCUUUAUCCUAUCUCAACUGAGGGGGCCUGGUCUUCCUGGUUUUAUUUUUUUGUGUUAAAUUUUGCAGUGCUUUCUGGUUUUAAGUUUUACUUGUCUUUUCUGUCUGGAACGUUAGAUCCUAAGGUUUGAAAUCCUUGUAAUGUUUGGUCCCCUUCAAUUUAGUAAGAGAAUCAAAGAAAACUGUAGCUUAAGUAGUUGGUGGUCAUUGUCACCAUUUAUUUUUUGAUUGGAUUCUGCUGGGAAGAACCUAAAGCUACUGUGUGAAGGGUUUCUGUGACUUGUCAAGUGCCUGAGGUACUUCGAAAACGAGAGAUCAAUUUUGCCUGAUGACUGUAAGAACUGUGGGUAGGUAUUUUAUGUCAUUCCCUCUUGGUGAGUAGUGAAGCACGACAAUUAAUAAACCAUAAAGGUAGACCAGUAUGCUGGCUCAGGAAUGAGGAAUAAAGAUGAAAUUGAGUUGAAUGUUUGGAUAGCCAAGAAGUUGGAUAUUAACUGUAAAAGGAAGUCUUGGGAUACUGGUAAAUCAUCUGAUUGUUUAGAUCUGUUCUGUGUUUUAUUAAACAACAGAGGGGAAAUGAUCUUAUUCCUAAGAAGUUGAUAAAGGGUCUUCCUGUUAGAAUAAUAAAAGGUAAAUGGACUUUGCCACCUAACAAAGCUUAUGUGACACUUGAUUCAAAUUGCCCCUUGAAUUAGUAACUUGAUUUUUUUAAAGUAAGCAAUGUAGCAUGCCAUGUAUCUCAUAACAACUAAGCAGCUCCAGCAACGAGGCAAGCUUAAACAAAUAUAAACUGAU
Molecule: messenger RNA, 6537 nt
Organism: Cuculus canorus (common cuckoo)
Lineage: Eukaryota; Metazoa; Chordata; Aves; Cuculiformes; Cuculidae
Gene: ZNF800
Product: zinc finger protein 800
Exons: 6
Coding region: 135-2234 (699 amino acids)
Source: RefSeq, a predicted model, not a curated record